AUGCAGGCUGAUAAGUCUACAAUUGUUGAGAAAGCAGUGAACCACAUCCAAAAACUGCAUAAUACUUUUGAGAAGCUUGAACAGGAAAAACUAGAAAGGCUUCAAGAACAUAAUGUAAGGUGUAUGAGUUCACAAAAUUUCACUAAUGCUGGUAACAAUUGGGAGAAAUAUCUGGGUGAUCAAGGAUCAACACAUAAUUCUUCCUCUAUUACAUCAACAACUCAUGGUACCAAUCCCCUUAUGGUGAAUAAUAACAUUCCAACAGGUUUUGUAACAUGGAGUUCACCAAACGUGAUACUUAAUGUUUGUGGUGAAAAUGCACAUAUUAGUGUGUGUUGUCCAAAGAAGUCAGGGCUAUUCACCUUCAUUUGUUAUGUUUUGGGGAAACAUAAGAUUGAGAUUGUGCCUGCUCAAGUUUCAUCGGAUCAAUUCAGAAGCAUGUUCAUGAUCCAAGCUCAUGCUAAAGGUGGAACUGGCAUAGCUCAAGUCUCUGAAGCAUCCAGAGUUGAAGAAAUGUACAAGCAAGUUGCGAUUGAGAUAAUGUCAUUUGCAGCCCCCAAUUGAUG
Molecule: messenger RNA, 566 nt
Organism: Solanum pennellii
Lineage: Eukaryota; Viridiplantae; Streptophyta; Magnoliopsida; Solanales; Solanaceae
Product: transcription factor bHLH95-like
Exons: 2
Coding region: 1-564 (187 amino acids)
Biological process (GO): regulation of DNA-templated transcription; endosperm development
Molecular function (GO): DNA-binding transcription factor activity
Source: RefSeq, a predicted model, not a curated record